Molecule: messenger RNA, 559 nt
Organism: Rhagoletis zephyria (snowberry fruit fly)
Lineage: Eukaryota; Metazoa; Arthropoda; Insecta; Diptera; Tephritidae
Product: HIG1 domain family member 2A, mitochondrial-like
Biological process (GO): mitochondrial respirasome assembly
Cellular component (GO): mitochondrion
Source: RefSeq, a predicted model, not a curated record
CACUGACAUCAGGUGCAUUUCUAUUUUGUUUUGCUCCCAUAUGUUUUUGUAAACUUUUUGUAGGAAGUGAGAACUCUUAAAACAAAGGCUGAAAUUUACAUUUAAUUGCUUGAAAAUGGGAAAAGAGCAGAUUGCACUACCGGACGAGGAUUUGGACUGGAUUCAAAUGCGUCAAGAUUUCGGCUCAUUCCAGCCCGAAACAACUAAGGAAAAAAUGCUGCGCAAAAUAAAAGAAAAUCCGGCCGUGCCGAUUGGUUGUUUGGUAACUGCCGGCGCCUUAUCAUACGGUCUAUAUAACUUUCGCACCGGCAAUCGACGCAUGUCUCAGAUAAUGAUGCGUACCCGUAUAGCUGCGCAAGGUUUCACAGUACUCGCUCUAGUUGCUGGCGUCGUCAUGACGUACGAUACCAAAAAAUAAGCCAUUUGGUCGGCGUGCUCUAAGCAUAUAAUAGUUACGACUAUGUAGAUCAUAAAGAUUUCUUAUUGAAAUGUUAAGUUGUAUGUUGAGAAUUAAAUUAAUUUACUUUCAUUCCUUUGUUUAAAUAAAUUAUGCGCAAAA